GGUCCUGGGGAGCGCCAACCUCCAGGGCGUGGAUGGAAGCAGGCAGGGUCCUCCUGAGCAUCAUCGCCCAGCUGCUGGCUUCUGCAUCUGAAGCCGCGGGCGAAGAAACCAGCCACGGUGGAAGCAGCAGCGGGGCGGAAGGGGGCCAAGGCGCUGCGGGGCAGGAUCGGCUUGCUGCCCGACCGGUUUUCGUCCCAAUGGGCGUAGAGCGAAAGGAAGCCGGGGUCGAGGCGGCGGCGGAGGAGGAGGAGAGGAGGAGGAGCAGGCAGGCCGGCUAAGCAGCCGGCCGGUGGCAGCGCGCGAUCCAAGGCGGCCGGAGCGGCCGGGGGAUGGCGCAGCUGGGCCGCCUGGUGCGGCGGCGGCCCUGGCUGUGCAACGUGGCCCUCUACGGGGCGCUCUUCGCGGCGGGCGACGCGGCGCAGCAGCGGCUCCGGCGCCGGCCGGUGGCCGACUGGGCGCAGACGCGGCGCGUGGCGCUGGUGGCGCUGACCUUCCACGGCAACUUCAACUACGUCUGGCUCCGGGCGCUGGAGCGCCUCUUGCCCGGCCGGGCGCCCGCCGCCGUGCUGGCCAAGGUGCUGUGCGACCAGCUGGUGGGCGCCCCCGUGGCCGUGCUGGCCUUCUACACCGGCAUGAGUGUCCUCCAGGGGAAAGAGGACAUUUUCUCAGACUGCAGACAGAAGUUCUGGAAUACAUAUAAGACGGGGUUGAUGUACUGGCCUUUUGUUCAGCUGUCGAACUUCAGCCUGGUCCCCGUGCACCUGAGGACCGCGUAUACUGGCUUGUGUGGUUUCAUCUGGGCGACUUUCCUGUGCUUCUCACAACAAAGUGGGGACGGAACGGCCAGAUCGGUUUUCAUGUUGUUCAGAGGAGAGGACACCGACGCAGACCAGAGAUCCCCGGGGAAAUAGUUACGGGCAAGCCUCGUCAUUCGCGGUUCGCGGUUGGAGAAUAUACACCCAACCUCAAUAUUCGUGGAUACGAAAGGGUUAAAACCCACUUAUCUGUGGUUCCAAGGUGGCCAGAAAUGACCUCCGAGGUCAUUCUUGCUGCCAUUUUUGUUAUUUAUUUUUUACAUUUAUAUCCCGCUCAUCUUCCAAGGAGGAUGGGACCUUCUGCAUGCAGUUUUGCUUAAAGGAGCCAUUUUGUGGCUCUUCUGGUUAAAAAACCAAGAAUCCCCACCCCCAUGAUUUUUCACAGAAAUUUGGACAAAUUAGCAGUUUUGGGGGGCAUUGCUGGACAGAUGGAGACAUGCAGAGCAUGGGACAGCACUUUAUUUUAAUUAUUUCUGUUGUUUUUCACCUUUUUUUCUGACUUUUUCUGCCCUCCAGAAACCUAACCCCCCCAAUUCCCAUCCACUCAAUGACUCAUUAUCCGUGGUUUCGUUAUCCGCGGAAACUGGCAGGAAUGGAAUCCCCACAGAGAACAAGGUCCACCUGAAUGUCUCAAUUACAAAACAUUCCUCAGCUGUCAGGGACAAAGCUGCCUUCUCAGAGGAGAACUCAGUUUUUUCAGUCAAGAUGUGACCUAUCAAUUUUAUCAAGUGGUUUAUCAGGGGAGACCCAACAACACGGGGAAUCAGCUGGGAGAGUCUAGCCUGAUUCAGACAUUAUACUGUAUGAGUGUACACCUGUCUGUACACUUGUACACGUGUUUGUGUGAAUGAUUGUACCUGGUUCGUUGCAGAAGUGAACCUGGUUAUAGGCCCUUCAGAUGCAUGGUACAGAAAGGAAAUGUACUUCUGGGUCUGCAUGCAACAUUUUUGUUUUUAAUUAAUGUUUUGCUUUGGUUUUUAUCUUGUUGUAAACCGCCCAGAGAUGGUAAGUUUUAGGCAGUAUAAAAAUAUGUUAAAUAAAUAAAUAAAUACCAUCUGUGUACAGAUCUGUACCAAUGGACACUGUGCACCCGUCAUACAAGUGUUGAACUUAACAUGUGAAUGGGCCUUCUGCCUGUGCAGGAAAAAGGUUUACCAUACCAUUUCCUUAUUUCUGCCAUUGGCUUUAAAAUUUGGCAAGCCUUCAGGAGGCAAGGUCUCAUGAGUGGGGCUCCCUCAAGCUGGAAGAGGCAGGGUCUCUGCAAACCAAGUAUUACCACACACUGGCCUUCCGGAAUGUUCCAUACCAAGUCAAAAUGGCAGCACUCCGGGGUUAGUGGGACCUAGAGAACAACCAGCUUGCCUACCUCUUAUUUUCUAGCUUACUGGGUGGCUACAGGUGGCCACUGACUAAAUGGUGGGCGUGGGGCUGGUUCUCACACUUUGUUUGGAGAGGCCAUUCAUGGAUGGCAAAGGGGCACUUAUCCAUUUGGAACUUUUCCUACACACGGGCCAUUCGUGCUCUUGUGUAGGUCCCUUUCCUUUCGAUAGGGAUUGUGCAGGAGAAACUCCAGAGCAAUGGGGAGGAGAGCAGGUCUUAUGGUAGCAAGCAUGAAUUGUCCCCUUUGCUAAGCAGGGUCUGCCUUGGUUUGCAUUUAGAUGGGACACAUGAGUGCCGUCUACUGUAAGCUAUUCCCCUCAGGAGAGGAGGCCAUAGAUCAGAAGCGAGCUUCUGCUUGCAUGCAGAGGGCCCCAGGUUCAAUUCCUGGAAGCAUUUCCAGGUAGGGCUGCCCGCAAACUUGGAGAAGCCGCUGCCAGUCUGUGUAGACGAUACCAAGCUAGAUGGACCAAGGGCCUGACUCAGUAAAAGGCAGCUGCUUCCUAUAUUCCUAAAUAUCUAAAUCGGGGGUCCCCAACCCGUGGUACUCCAGAUGUUGAUGAACUACGAUUCUCAGCCACAAUAAAUUGUAACUGGGGAUGGAGUUCAGCAACAUCUGGAGUGCCAAAGCUUGGUAACCCUUGAUUUAAAUACAUGCCUGCCUGGCUGCUGGAUAUGCCAAUGUCUGGAUGAAGAUGCCAGUUGGCAUAUAUUUAGUUACUGGGUCAUCAGUGGGUUAUUGAACAGGCCACUAGUGGGCAGUAUAUCUAGGAUGUUUUAUUUCUGCAUCUAUUUUUAUCUGCACAAAGGAGCCCAUUUUGAAUCACUGGGCAGAAAUUUCCAUGCUGCUGGACUAUUUCUCCAAGGACCAAAUCUGCUUGCUUUUUUCCCAAGGCAGUGCACAUGUGCACAUCACAGCCUCACUGUAUCAACUCUAUAAUAAUUAAAUUUUUAGCAGUGUUUAAUUGCUAGAAUGGGGAUGGAUUGUUGAGUCAUCAGUUUAUGUAUUUACUAAUUAUGCACAUUCUGUAUGGGUUGUGUUUCCAGUAUCCAGGAAUGUACUUAGAUUUGCAAACUAGCAACGUUGUCUCACAGGGAUCAGAGAAAACAUUUUAAAUGUAGGCUUUUCCUUGGUCUGACUCAGAUUGUGGGCAGACAUUUAACCGGAUUCUGGAAAACAUACACACACAAUGCCAAGGUUAACGGAAUCAGGCAUGUUACCUCUUUGUCAAUUACUGCAGCCAUAAGCAAAAUUUCAGGCUGAUCUAUUAUGUAUUUUGAAGAAUUUGUGCAAAAUAAAGUCAUUUUGCUAACUUGGUCCCUGCUAACUUGGCAAAGAGGCACCUUUUAACAUGGUGGCUCUCUUUGUUUAGCAGGGGGAGAGUAACUGGCCCUCUCCACCCCCAGCACAGCAUCCCUCCAGUAUCUGUUGCUGGUGUCUAUCUUAUGUUUCUUUUUGGAUUGUGAGCCCUUUGGGAACAGGGAGCCAUCUUAUUAAUUAAUUAAUUAAUUAAUUAAUUAAUUAAUUCUCUGUGUAAACUGCCCUGAGCCAUUUUUGGAAGGGCAGUAUAGAAAUAAAAUACUUAUUGAUGAUCUACAGAUACUAAAUUUUGCAUACACAAUUCUGCCACUGAAAUCAGCUGAAUGCACUACAUUUUACACUGGAAUAUGCUCAGUGAAAAUAUAAUUUAUUUAUUUUAUAUAUAUAUAUAUAUAUAUAUAUAUAUAUAUAUAUAUAUAUAUAUAUAUAUAGUAUUUUUAGAACAAAUUCUGAAUAUCAUUCUUCCCAAUUACCUUUUUCUCCCCACCUCGUCUCACCGGCCACGCCUGGUUGCCCCUUACAGUCCCCCACCCCUGUACCAGUAAAGGCGAAUCAUCGCCGGAUUUCCCUUUACAAGUAUAUUACGUGACCCGGAACUGGGUCGGUUCGGAUUUGAACCAAACUGGCCAAACCAGUUCUGUGCACAGAAGCUCGAUCAGCGGAGGAGAAAGUGAUCGUGUGGGAGGCGGGUGCAGACUCUGAUAGUGUUUCUGCCUACCUUGGUAAUAUGUUUGGUAAAAGUGCUGUGUAGGACAUUGCUGUCAGAGCCUGCCCUCCCUUCCCACACAAUCACUUUCCCCUCCUCUAAUCUAGGUUUUCACUCAUACACGACUGGAAAUUGGAAACAGCUCCCAAAGCUGGGUGGACAAGUGUAAAAUACGUUGGUAACAGAAACAGAAGUGAUGUCCAAAAAUUCUGAUUCUGUUACUGAUGUGUUUUGCACGUUUCUGACACCACCUAUAAUAUUUAAGGGUUUCAUAAAAAUGUGGUCUUGUAGAUGUUCUCUUGCCAGUGUGUAUUAUACUAUCAACUUGAAAAUUUGCUUUUAGCUGCAGUCAUUGAAAAAGUGGUAAUCUGAGUGAUUCCGUUACCCUUGGACUUGCCCUCUACUUGAUCUGUUUUUAAACCCCACUCUUUAACCAAGUCAUAGGCUACCAAUAUCCAGCACGUGUUUAGUUUCUCCAAGGACCAAAUCUUUAAAAGAUAAAUUUGUUAGAGCUUUUAGUUAAAAGUCAGAGAGAAUUUAUAACUCACCUCCCCCCCAGAGAGGGGAACUGGAAUGGUAUAAUUGUGCUCUCUGUGAAUGAAAAGUUACUUAGAAAAGUCACAGAGGAAGUAUCCUGAAACAUGUCUGACUCAUAUUGCAAAUUGUAGAAGAACAAAGGAUUUGCAAUACAGCCAAGACAAUUGGUGAAUAUUGAAAUUUUUUUGACAUUUUGAGAUAUUUAUGAUUGCCUGCCAUAUAAUUUUAGACAUUAACGUGCAAUAUUGUUAGAGUUUAUACUUCUGUUUUAAAGUUCUGUUAGAUUAUAAGAACAGUUGUGGUCAUUUAGAUAGGUAGAUAUUUGUGGACCAUUAUGCAUUUGGACUUUUAAUAUUUACAUAUAGUUAUACAUGGAUAAUUAAUUAUUAGUUAAUAAACAUAUGCAAUGAAUGUAAUUUUUACUCCUGAACUUCUUAACUCAUUUAGUUCCAUUUGGGUCAGGAAUAUUUCCUCUUAGAUGUGUGUUAACCACCAGGUUCUCCUGCUCUGUGUAUGUAUUUAAUGACCUCAAGUUAGUGAAACAAUUCAAAAGUGGCAUUAUUUAUUGCAGAAGGUAUACUCCAACAUGACUCCCCAGAUUUGGUUGGACUACAACUCCUAUCAUCCCUCGGUAUUUGCCACUGUGGCUAGAGAAGAUGGGAGUUGGUAGUCCAGCAGCAACAGCUGGAAGGCUGAGGUUGUGCAGCCCUAGCCGAAGGCCAUUGUGGAUGGGAAUGAUGGGAAUUGUAGUCCAACAAGAUUUGGGAUCAAGAACCCCUCUAUUACAGAAUUGAAACUGCUGAAUUGCAUGUGAUAUAAUGCUGUUUUUCAGCUAGUCUGUAGUAUGGUCGCAGGUAUGUGAUUACUGUCGUGAUUAUCAAAUAAUUUUGAAAAUCUGUGCAAUGGUUUUACUAAUGAUUGUUAUUUUUUAAAAAAAUCUUCUUUGUGUGCCUUAUAUGUACAUUGAUUAAUUGUAUUCAUUUUGAAAUAAACAAACUGGACAGAAAGCAAAACAA
Messenger RNA from Hemicordylus capensis (graceful crag lizard), 5772 nucleotides. RefSeq names its product bMERB domain-containing protein 1. Gene Ontology annotation, biological process: negative regulation of microtubule depolymerization. The coding region runs from base 330 to 911 and encodes 193 amino acids. NCBI's taxonomy places the organism in Eukaryota, Metazoa, Chordata, Lepidosauria, Squamata, Cordylidae. Gene Ontology annotation, cellular component: membrane; cytoplasm; microtubule cytoskeleton. The transcript has 4 exons. The record is from RefSeq and is a predicted model, not a curated record.